UUCAAUUUUUUCGCCCCCAAAGUUUUUCAUUCAUUAACUUUCUUCCACCACGCUAUGUUUCUUUGCAUACCCAAAUGGAAUAUCUUCAUCCUCAAUCCUUCUCCGCCUCUUCUUGUUUAUAUAUGCCAUAAAAUUGAUCUAUUCUCUGAAUAGGUCAAGAUACGAUAAUGGUGAAACUAACGAUAGUUGGUAGGGUUGAAGAUGGAUUGCCUCUUGCCCAAGAUCAAACCUAUGUAAACCAACAAGACAACGCUAGUUUCUUGUUAUACAAGAAACAAGCCGAAUUCCUUCUUAAGCAAAUCUCCAAAGACUCAUUGUUGCAUCCAAAGAUGACCAUCUUGCUCGAUCAUCAUUCUUUCCACUUUUUGGUGGAGAAGAAGAUAUGUUGCAUCGCGCUAUCUGAUUCUUCGUACCCAAGAAAGCUAUUGUUUCAUUACCUGCAGGAUCUGCGCAAGGAACUUGAUCAGCCCGAUGAGACAGCACUGAUUCAGAAAAUCUCAAAACCUUAUAGCUUCGUUAGGUUUGGUAAGAUCAUAGGGAGAAUAAGGAAACAAUAUAUGGACACGAGAACACAAGCUAAUCUAUCGAAGCUGAAUUCUUCACGGAAACAAGAACUAAAUGUAGUCACUGAGCAUUUUAAUGAUAUAAUACAAAGACGACAAAUUUUAGAAACAUCAGAAAAAGCGUCCUCAGAUCCACGAAUGUCUGUUUCAACCAUUUGGAGAUCACGAUGUCUUCAGGAUAUUGCUUUAAAAUGGACACCAGUGACGACCAUUAUUCUCGUUAUUCUUGUUCUUUUCAAAGCAAGCUUGAUUAUGACGGACGAUUAUUUAAUUUCAACCAUGAUAUGAUCAAGUAAUAAUUUUAAUCAAAAGAAGAAGAGUGUAUGUA
Arabidopsis lyrata subsp. lyrata is the source of this 891-nucleotide messenger RNA. Its product is annotated as 25.3 kDa vesicle transport protein. The transcript has 4 exons. NCBI's taxonomy places the organism in Eukaryota, Viridiplantae, Streptophyta, Magnoliopsida, Brassicales, Brassicaceae. Bases 168 to 851 code for a protein of 227 amino acids. Gene Ontology annotation, biological process: vesicle fusion with Golgi apparatus; endoplasmic reticulum to Golgi vesicle-mediated transport; retrograde vesicle-mediated transport, Golgi to endoplasmic reticulum. The record is from RefSeq and is a predicted model, not a curated record. Gene Ontology annotation, molecular function: SNAP receptor activity. Gene Ontology annotation, cellular component: endoplasmic reticulum membrane; SNARE complex; ER to Golgi transport vesicle membrane.